This is a messenger RNA of Alligator mississippiensis (American alligator), 723 nucleotides long. Its product is annotated as E3 ubiquitin-protein ligase TRIM39-like. Gene Ontology annotation, molecular function: protein binding. Bases 1 to 723 code for a protein of 240 amino acids. The transcript is spliced from 3 exons. NCBI's taxonomy places the organism in Eukaryota, Metazoa, Chordata, Crocodylia, Alligatoridae. The record is from RefSeq and is a predicted model, not a curated record.
AUGGAGGCUGGCCUACAGCAGCUGGGCCCCACGGGCAUGGGGUUAUCCAUGGACGUGACUCUGGACCCGGACACGGCUCAUCCCAACCUUGUCCUGUCUGAGGAUCGGAAAUGUGUACAACACAGAGACACCCGACAGCAUGUGCCCGACACCCCGGAGAGAUUUGAUUAUUGUCCCUGUGUCCUGGGCUCGGAGGGGUUCACGGGCGGGAGGCGCUACUGGGAGGUGGAGGUGGGAGACAAGACAGAGUGGUACGUGGGCGUGUGCAGGGAGUCUGUGCGCAGGAAGGGGGGGAUCACGCUGUCACCUGGCCAUGGAUACUGGGUCGUGUGGCUGGAAGAUGGAGGACACGAGCCCUGCACCUCCCCCUGGACCCCCCUCCCCGUGCGCAUGCACCCCAGGUGGGUGGGGGUUUUCCUGGACUACGAGGGAGGCGAGGUCUCAUUUUACAAUGUGACCAACAGGUCCCAUCUCUUCACUUUCACUGACACCUUCUCCGGGACCCUGCGCCCUUUCUUCAGUCCUGGUCUCAAUGCUGGGGGCACCAACGUGGCUCCCCUGACCCUGUGCCCGCUGUCCCACUGUGCACUGCUGGCCAUGGUGGUAACUGGCCCAGUGCCCCCCAGCCCCUUGGCCCUGACAAUGGACCCCGUGGCAAUGCUGGUGCCAGGGACUGAGCUGGGUCUGCGGCUGUCCCAGAGCCAGGAGAGCUGUGACCCCUGA